Messenger RNA from Seminavis robusta, 2037 nucleotides. Lineage: Eukaryota; Bacillariophyta; Bacillariophyceae; Naviculales; Naviculaceae. The record is from the annotation of a GenBank genome assembly.
AUGGUGGAGAUCACAGAGGUUGUGGAAGCCACCACCAGCAAUAAUGGCACAACAGAGACUACCGGAUUGAAGAAGGACGCAGGGGAAAGGGAAAAGGCGGAAGCUCAAGGCGCUGACAAGAGCAAACCAGAAGAAAAGCAACGACAUGUGCAAGAGUUGACCACACUUCAGCUGGAAGGAUUGAAACAAGUCUGCACUGCUUGUGGGUUGGGGCCUCGUAGUGCCUUGUCCCCUACAGAUCCCACCACCACCAAGUCUACUGCUGUAUGCAGUGCUGAUGGAUUGAUUCCCCUGAAACGAUGUUCUGUCUGUCACCAAGCUUGGUAUCACGAUCGUGCCUGUCAACAAAAGGAUUUUCCAAAACACAAGAAGGUAUGCAAGCGACUCCUCAAACAGCAACAACAGCAAAUUGACAAGAAUACCAACAAGGUUGUCUGCUGUCGUGUCCAAGAAUCCAACGAUAGCAGAGGAAGAUACGUGGUCGGCACCCAAACGUUGAUUUUUGGCACUGUCAUUGGACCUCACAACGCCACUUGUGGAAAGCCGUUGCCCGUAUGGAAUGGGGAUGAUACUGUCAGUAUUAGUGAUGAACAAAUCAAGCCGCACAACAAGAAUACAAGAAAAAUUGACAAUCAGCAUUGGCAGCCCAUUGUGGCUCCCGUGUUACUGGAAAAUCAUCGUCGGUAUCGAUGUGUCGUCUGUUUUGGACUCAUGUUGGAGAACAACAGCAAUACUCCCUCUGUUUCUACUACUACGGUCGGCAAUCGAAAAAUACUGGAGCAAUAUUACCCCACCCGACUUUGUUCCGAUGCUUGUCGUCGCAAGGCGGCGGCGUUUCUACCCAGUGAACAACAGGCAAUCUCUACCAUUUACAAUCAAAAAAGCAACAAUAAUCCACCCAUGAUUCUCCCCACGGCCGUAUUGCUCUAUCGCCUGGUGUUGGCCACGGAACGAACGGGACAAAUCAAACAAGUACUCUUGGAACAAUUGCAAUCCGAACGGGCCGACCCGCAUCACAUUAUUAGCGACGAGGAAAAGGCUCACGAACAGGCCGUCUGCGCCACGACCUGGGCCAUGAUGAAAGCCAUUACUACGUUGCCACUGUGGCAUCUCGAUGAUCUGGCAGCGUUGUUGCAGCAAGUCAAAUUGAAUGCGUUUAGUGUCUGUACGGGGGAAGCAGUGGCCUUGGGGGUUGGACUGUACACCACCACAACAACAACUUUGGAACCAGCACCGAAUCUGUUCAAUCACAGUUGUCGUCCCAAUCUACUGCAGACAUUUGACUAUGGCGUUGCGGGACAGUAUCCGUCCUUGCGAUUGACUGUGUGUGUGCCGCAAAUACACGCCCAAGAAGAAUUGACAGUGAGCUAUAUUGAUCCCACGUUGCCACGGCACCUUCGGCAAACUCGAUUGCGGCAAGACUACGGAUUCCACUGUCAUUGUCCCACGUGUCGAGACCUGGGGCGCGAUGAAUUGCAAAUCAAAUGUGCCCGAAAAAAAUCCUGUUCCGGAACGAUUCGAUUUCCGGAUGGCAAUGCAUGUUGUGAUCAGUGCCAGACCAAGCCAGCUAACGACAACCUCCGAGACGACCUCUUGUCCAAAUUCGAAACGAUCGAGUCACAUGACAUGGCUGCGUUGGAAACGGCAUACCAAUCCACGAAACAGCAAUGCAAACCAUCUUCCUGGAUUGUACAGGAAUGGGGAGAACGCCUGUUGCAAGCCCUACUCGAUGGUUUGGGGGAUGCAUCUUCCAGCGAUGAUGCCCAACUACAGUACGCCAUUGCGGCACAAGCCUUUCAACUGACCGAGGAAUUGUUACUCUCAUCACAUCAUCAAGGAGAAGACAAGCAGCAAGAUUGUUUGCUGCUGCGACGAACCUUGUUACGGUACAAAUCCAUCAAGUUGCGACUCUUUUUGAACGUGCGUCCCACCGAGGCAAUGCAGGAAUUGGAGCGAGACAUUCUGUCGACCUGUGCUACGUUCUUUCCUAGUCAUCAUGAAAUCAUGCAAGAGAUUGUGCGGGAUUGCUGCUUGUAG